Gossypium raimondii (Peruvian cotton) is the source of this 1395-nucleotide messenger RNA. RefSeq lists its product as uncharacterized. The transcript has 3 exons. Gene Ontology annotation, molecular function: nucleic acid binding; RNA-DNA hybrid ribonuclease activity. The coding region runs from base 1 to 1395 and encodes 464 amino acids. Lineage: Eukaryota; Viridiplantae; Streptophyta; Magnoliopsida; Malvales; Malvaceae. The record is from RefSeq and is a predicted model, not a curated record. Gene Ontology annotation, biological process: DNA integration.
AUGGGAUGCGUGCUUGGUCAACAUGAUGAAUCAGGACGAAAGGAAAGAGCAAUCUACUAUCUCAGUAAGAAGUUCGCCGAAUGCGAAACAAGAUAUUCGCCAAUUGAGAAAUUAUGUUGUACCUUAAUCUGGACAACUCGGAGACUGAGACAGUACAUGUUGCACUAUACGACCUGGUUAAUCUCUAAAUUGGACCCUCUAAAAUACUUGAUGGAGUCAACCACUCUGAAUGGAAGAAUGACCCGAUGGCAAAUUCUUCUAUCUGAAUUUGGCAUAGUUUAUGUGAACCAGAAGGCGGUCAAAGGGAGCGCAAUAGUGGAAUUCCUAGGAAGUAGAGCUCUGGAAGAUUAUGAGCCAUUGAACUUCUAUUUCCCAAAUGAGGAUUUGAUGUAUGUUGCAACUGAAGAAAGAGAUUUCCAAGAAGGUGGUCCUUGGAAGCUGAGUUUUGACGGAGCUUCAAAUGCUAUAGGCAACGGAAUUGGGGCAGUACUCGUGUCUCCUACCAUAGAACGGAAAAUUAAAGUGCUAGAGGUAUACGGGGACUCUGGAUUAGUAAUUUACCAGCUCAAAGGGGAAUGGGAAACAAGAGACCCGAAGUUAGUUCGCUAUCGAAAAUUGGUUCUAGAAUUGAUUGAGGAAUUUGAUAGUGUCACCUUUAGCUAUCUCCCACGAGAUGAGAACCAGAUGGCAGAUGCUUUGGCCACCCUAGCUUCUAUGUUAAAAGUGAACAAACUAGAGGAUAUGAAGCCUAUCCAGAUCAGCAUCUAUGAGGCUCCAGCCCAUUGUUGUAACAUUGACAAUGAAGAGGAAAAGGAUGAUCACCCAUGGUAUCACGACAUAUUGCGAUAUGUGAAAAGUCGUGAGUACCCUGACCAUGCGACGGAAAAUGAUAAGAAGACAUUAAGGACGUUAGCCCUUAACUAUGUCCUAGAUGGGGAACUUUUGUAUAAAAAGGGAAAAGAUCAAGUAUUGUUGAGGUGUGUGGAUACUGUCGAGGCAAAGAAAAUUUUGGAAGAAGUGCAUGAAGCAGUUAGCAAGUUUCUGAAAAAAGAGAUCAUAUGUCGAUACGGGACGCCUGAAAGGAUCAUAUCCGAUAAUGCGCUGAACUUAAACAAUAACUUAAUAGCGGAAGUUUGCAGUCAGUUCAAGAUCAGACACCACAAUUUGUCACCGUAUCAUCCAAAAAUGAAUGGUGCCGUGGAGGCAGCUAACAAAAACAUCAAGAAAAUUGUAGGGAAAAUGACUGAAACCUACAAAGACUGGCACAAGAAAUUACCUUUCGCUCUCCGAGCAUAUCGUACUUCUGUUAGGACCUCUACUGGGGCAACACUGUUUUCUCUAGUCUAUGGGAUGGAAUCAGUUUUACCCAUAGAAGUUGAAAUCCCUUCUCUCUAA